This is a messenger RNA of Acytostelium subglobosum LB1, 669 nucleotides long. RefSeq lists its product as hypothetical. The transcript has a single exon. Lineage: Eukaryota; Evosea; Eumycetozoa; Acytosteliales; Acytosteliaceae. The record is from RefSeq and is a predicted model, not a curated record. The annotation marks the transcript as partial.
UCUAAUCCAAACUUCCAUCUACAUGGUUGGUUAUGGGGCCACACAACAAUCAGACGUCUAUUCACUCUGGUUGAGCAUAAGUUAGAGAGAUGGGAGCCAAAGUCCAAGAAGGAGGUGAUCAUUGUCAAUGAUGCUAUACGUCAAGCAAUGCUAUUCCUACACAAUCAUCAUCAGAGUGAGGAGAAGAUUGUAUGGCCAUGGUUCAUCAAUGAGAAACCAACUAUCAAGCCCUACUUGGAAUACCUUGACACUCAACAUGCUGGCUGGGAGACUGCCUACGAUGAGCUAAAGACCAUCCUGCAUCGUAUUGAGGAGUGUGAUGUCCGAACCCAAGCCGCGGACCUCAAGACUCAUAUCUCUGCCUUGGAUUCAAAGUGGAAGGAGGCCGCCAAGGCCAUUGAGGAGCACACAUUGGAUGAGGAGAGACUGCUAUUCCCUAACUUGUUGGACAUCCCAACAGCAUCCCAGAACAAGGUGUCUGAUGCUGUCAAGUCAUUCACACAAAAGGAGGAAGGUGCCGCCUUUGCCAUCUGUGCCAUGGUCGAUGCAUCCUACCACGACAAAGUGAUGGCAAAGUCAUUCAACAACCAGGUGCCUUGGUUAGUGCGCUCGAUUGUAUCAUCAGUAUUCUCAUGGAGACAGUAUAACUGGUUCCUCAAUGCCUUGAAG